Messenger RNA from Knipowitschia caucasica, 2772 nucleotides. Lineage: Eukaryota; Metazoa; Chordata; Actinopteri; Gobiiformes; Gobiidae. The record is from the annotation of a GenBank genome assembly.
AUGGAGAGACACAUCAGCAUACUGAUCAAUGUUACUUCUGCUUACUCUUUGCACAGACACAUUGCUCACAGCCUGUCUCCUGGCCCCUGGAGGGAGCUUGGCGUGAAUGAUGUUCAGGGCCUAACAAAGCAAGGGUGCUCCAACAACUGUGGCGUGUUUGUUUUGAUGUACACGCUGUACAUUGUAAUGGGGGCCAAUUGUGACUUCAGAGAGGAAAACAUGCUGCAAAUUAGGAGAUGGUGGUGUCUUGUCCUCCUACAGAACUUCCCCAUGCCGUCUAAGGAAACCAGAUUGCAGGAAAGAAAAAGACGGAGAAAGCAAAAAGGAAAACAGGAUCUGGAAGUGGUCCCUCCAAAAAGUAUUCGGCUUUCAGAAUCUGUCUCUGAAGCAUCAGCAAAGGCUGAGAGCUUGCCGGAAGUGGGAACUGGGAACGGAGAGGAUUCCCUGCUUAUGGACACCUUAACGGCAGCAAGGUGGUGUGGCACAAGAUCCUUCAAGGGAAAACUUUACCUUCCCCAGGUCAUCACCAUGAACAAGGAAGAUUCCUUGAGGGCAGUGGAAAUGCUGCGCAUGUGUGAUGGCCUGGAUGAAGAGUAUAAAGAAGACCUCAGUGAACCGUUCAUGUUCAUGUUUAGUUUGCAGGCAGACUAUGAGGAGUUCUGCAAGGAAAUGAUGGACAAAAGGCAGCUGCAGGUUGUCCGAGCUGGAACUCACAACACGCAACAACAACAGCAGCAGCGUUCCACAUCCCAAAUCCUCCCACACAUUCACCCCAAAACCAACCCGGGCUCCUGCGCACCUUCCCCGGGCAUCUCUGGGGUCGCCAUGCCGCUGAAAAAGACAGUGGCCAUGGAGAGGCGCAUUGAUCUGGCGUCGUUGUUUUGCGUGAUUGCGAGACACGGACCCGCUGUGCUGCUGACUCUGGCGGGGAUUGGGUGCGUGGUGGCCGGGUUCAUAUUCUUCAAACGCGUGAGGAACAAGCGGAGGAGGAGAGCUGCUGUGGCCGAACGUCGAGGCUCCAGCGCGGGGAGCAGAGACGAAGCGCUCGGUGGUGGGUCAACAGAUGUUAGUGAUGAGAGCUCUCUGGACGAUGCUGGCGAGCACGUGUCGAUGUCGCACGGUCAAGUCAGACAGCGCAGAGCUGCCUCCGAGCGAAAGCUUCACAAACACAACGCACCGGACAAAGACGCAGCCAUUGACAAAGCGCAACAUUCGUUCUUCUGGGAGUGGAAUUCUCACCGAACGCAGAGUUACACAGAAGAAGCUGUGAACAACCUGGAUAAUAGAGGCUACAACGAGGAAUAUGUGGAUAUGCUGACCAAAGAUGUGGGCAAUCAGAAACAUAAGAGGCCUGAAGCAGACUCUAGUGAUGACAUUACCACAUCUAAUGAGGACGUGUCAGAAGGGUACUUCAGGUGUGAAGACUCUGCACUAGACAAACAAGAGGAGACUGUUCGGCGCACUUAUAACAGCCAGUCGUGCUUCUGCCCCACCUCCAGUUUUAAAGUAGACGACAGAAAAGAAACAAACUCGCAACCUCUUGACUCCACUCCUGGGAGCAACACUAGUUCUGUUUCGGUGAAAGAAAACCACUCAACAGCUCUUCAGAAAGAUCAUGUGACGCUGGAUCAGGCAAAUGAUAUAAACGUGGGACAAUGCAUAUCCAGGAGUCUGAAUAACGACAAACGAGCAGACGAACCGGGCUGCGACGAGUUAAAGGAGGAACUUGUCGCUUUCCCAAAAAAUUUCGGCCGAGACGAGGGCGCAGCUAUGAAGCCGGCGGAGAAAACCAAACGUGAAACUUGCGUGUCAUCUCAUAGUUUGGAAAGUGGGAUUUAUAGCAUGACAGUUAGCCCUGAGACGGAGGAAGCAAGUGAAGAAGUUGGUAAACCUGUAGGUGAUUUGGAGGCGGAUUUAAAUAUGUUCCAGGAAGAAAAGGUUACACAUAGCAAUGAAGUUUGCACAGCGACUGACGAGGUGACGACAGUGCAACGUCCUGACUUGCAGUUUGAAUACGAAGACAUAAGUGACGAGUCGUUGGUGACUAAUGAAGAUUCGUUUGGGAGUGAAAUUGAAGACGGUUACCAGGAAGCGAUGGAAAACACCAUGCUGGAAGUUGUACAGAAUAUUACGAGCGUUAGUGUUGACACGACACAAGUAGAGGUUAAAUCGGUGGAUAAUGUAAAGAAGCAUGCGGGUGCCGUCAACAAGGAAGAGAAAGCGGACUCUGAAAAAACUGAUAUAAGCAUCAUGGAAGCUACAAUGGAUCAUAAUGAAUGGAUCAUCGAUGGCAGUUAUCAAAUGCUUCCAUGGAUGACUGCGACAAGCUCCUCAAUCUCCAACAAGGACGGACAAGGUUCAGUGGAAAUUGAACCACCACCUCAAGCAUCAAUCACGGAUGACUCGGCGGACAAUGCGAAAAAGGUCUUAGCCGUCCAACCCAUGCCCCAAAACGUCAACGUGACCUUUCGUGUGCACUACUUGCCACUUUCGAGCGACCAGACCGUGGCAGUGACCGGAGACCAGCAGGAACUAGGGGCCUGGAAGGCCGUUGUUCCCUUGGAGAAAUCGGAGGACGGAUUCUGGAGCUGUGUGGUUGGCCUGCCCGUCGACAGCCAUGUGGAGUGGAAGUUUGUGGUGUUGGAGAAGGGAGAGAGGAGAUGCUGGUGUACAAGUGGUGGGGGAUCCUGUGAGACAACUUUUGAGGUUUGGGGAGAGCCGUGCAAUACCUUCUCUUUUGAUGUCAGCUUUCUCCUCCUGCAUGGUUUUUAG